AAUUUCUAUCCCUCUUUAAAAUCUAAUGAGGGACCAAAGGGAAACAAAAAGAAGAGUUGGUUCCAACUGGUGGUGAAGCCAUCCAUUUCAUCAGAAGCUGAAAUUAAAGCCUAAAACCCGAGGUUCAUCUCUCUUCUCCUUCCACUGUUUAGUUUGUUUCAAAUGAAAUGAGCAAAGGUUUAGAUAAAAUUGAAUUGAAUUCAAAAGUUCUUGUCUUCUUUGUCAUUUACACCAAUUUGUAUCAUUCAAAGGUUUAGUUUACUGGGGUUUCCUUGAUGUUCAGUAAUCAUAUUAGUUUGGCAAAUUCCAGUUUCUUUGUUGUGGGUUUGUCCUGUAUUAAUAGAUAUAUGCACACAAAACACCAAAUGGCAUUGUUCACAGUGCACUACUUUAGAAACCCAAGACUUGUUGCCCGGAACUUUUCGCUGUGGUCAAUGAAGAAGGACCCAUCUCUUGAAUCGGCAUUGUCUAGGAAUCGCCGGUGGGUGGUGAACAAUCAACUUAAGAACAUCAUCCUUAGGUGCCCUGAUCAGGUAGCAAAAGUGAGCUUCAUUCAGACCAAGUUCAAGACUCUUGAUCUCCAAGGAAAGGCUCUCAAUUGGCUCAAUAAAUAUCCCUGUUGCUUUCAAGUCUAUCUGCAGGGUGAUGAGUACUACUGCCACCUCACGAAACCGAUGAUGGCUUUGGUCGAAGAGGAAGAAUGUGUCAAAGAUAUGCAGGAACCUGUGUUUGUGGAGAGGUUGGCAAAGUUACUGAUGAUGAGCCGCAACCAAAGACUGAAUGUUGUCAAGCUUAAUGAACUCAAGCGGAAUUUUGGUUUUCCGGAUGACUAUCUGCUUAGACUUAUGCCAAAGUAUCCUGACAUGUUUCGAAUUGUUAAUUAUAGCGGCCGAAGGAGUUCUAUGGAGAUUGAGCUGGUGGCUUGGAAUCCGGAUUUAGCAGUUUCUGCUAUUGAAGCUUCAGCUCAGAAGCAGGGAAGUGAGCCAUGUUUCAGUUGCUCUUUGCCUUCAACUUGGGUCAAGUCAUGGGAAAGAUUUCAUGAGUUUAAUGCAACUCCCUAUAUUUCUCCGUACUUGGACACCAAAGGUUUAGUGGAGGGAUCAAAGGAGAUGGAGAAGAGGACAGUCGGCUUGGUGCAUGAGUUGUUGUCAUUGACUCUAUGGAAGAAAGCAUCAAUUGUAAAGCUCGGACAUUUUAGGAGGGAGUUUGUUUUGCCAGAGAGAUUGAAUGCUUUGCUGCUGAAGCACCCUGGUAUAUUUUAUGUAUCAAAUAAGUAUCAGAUAUAUACUGUCCUUCUUAGAGAAGGCUAUAAUGGGCAAGAACUGGUUCAUAAGGAUCCACUUGUUGUCAUAAAGGAGAAGUUUGGAGAACUUAUGCAGGAUGGGCUUCAUGAAUAUAAUCGCAGGCGCCAUUUAGUAAAUCUAGAAAAAAGGAGAAACAAAGGCAUGGUUUUGGGUAGAUCAGAUGAAGGCAAGGAUUUGUCUGACCUUGAUGAGCAGGGAGACAGGGGAGGUUUGUUUGACCCAGAAGAAAGAAAAAGAUUUUAUAAAGUUCUCUUUGAUGAUGGUGCCCCAUGAGAAUUGAUUUCGAUUUUCUCCAAGGUCAGUAUGCAGAAUUCACCUAAGAAACCAAGAAUAGAAAGACCAGUGAUACCAUUGUCAGAUCUCAGACCGGGUAGUCGGAUGAGCAGUGGGAAGUCAAGACUCAGAACUUUAGCGAGACCUCAUGGCUACUGAAAAGAAUGCUAGACCCCACAAGGGCAAUUCACCUGACUUGGUCUUGGGGGAGCAGUCCCAUGUUCGAGUUUGGCAUCAAAGAAAGAUAAGGAAUUGAGCAUGAAGUGAAUUUGUGACCGUGUUUGAGCGAAGAGGAUGCAAAACAGUUCUUUUCUAUGGUGUUUGGGGCUCAGUUUCAAAGGGCAUUCUUGCACAGUGGAGGGGAUAAGGUGUAUAUGAUAGAUGUGGCCUGGUUCUUCUUUUAAUGUAACACUCAAUUUUUGACAAAGAUUUGAAGUGAAUUGACUUCAUAUACUAGUAAGUUCUGGAAUUUUCAUAUA
Messenger RNA from Rosa chinensis, 2056 nucleotides. RefSeq names its product protein WHAT'S THIS FACTOR 1 homolog, chloroplastic. Bases 276 to 1577 code for a protein of 433 amino acids. Lineage: Eukaryota; Viridiplantae; Streptophyta; Magnoliopsida; Rosales; Rosaceae. The record is from RefSeq and is a predicted model, not a curated record. The transcript has 2 exons. Gene Ontology annotation, molecular function: RNA binding.